Schistosoma haematobium is the source of this 5724-nucleotide messenger RNA. Its product is annotated as Protocadherin Fat 4. Gene Ontology annotation, biological process: homophilic cell-cell adhesion. Gene Ontology annotation, cellular component: plasma membrane. Bases 123 to 5153 code for a protein of 1676 amino acids. The transcript is spliced from 8 exons. The record is from RefSeq and is a predicted model, not a curated record. Lineage: Eukaryota; Metazoa; Platyhelminthes; Trematoda; Strigeidida; Schistosomatidae. Gene Ontology annotation, molecular function: calcium ion binding.
UUAUUAAAACAUUAUUUAAUUCAGUGUAUUGACAAUAUAUUAUACUUAAAAUGAUAUAAUAGUUUGAGAUUAUCGUCGUAUUCUAUAUUGCUUAAAACAAAUUUAUUCUCAAUUACAACAUCAUGAAUAAUUAUAAUAAAUUAAGGAUUUUAUUAUUUUCAUUGAAACUAUUAUUAUUCAUUAUAAAUUGUAAUUCAUUACUUCAAACUAUCAAUUCACCAGUUGAUCAUGAAUAUUCUAUUGAAGAAGAAGUUCCUAUUGGUACAAUUAUUGGAAAUUUAAUAGAUGAUUUAAUUAUUAAAUAUGCAAAUUAUGGAUUAGUGAAAUUUUCGCAUAAAUUGAAUUCACCAAUAAAUGAUAUUGAUAAUUCAUAUAGUUUGAAAAUAAUGAAUUUUCCUGAUCCAUACGUUAAUUUAUUUGAUAUAAAACCGGAUGGAAGAAUAAUUCUCAGUAGGCGAUUGGAUCGUGAUCAAAUUUGCCCUAAACAACAUCAUAUAGAUUCAUCUCUCAUAAAUAUUGAUUCAGCACAACUUUCAAGUAUAUAUACUGGUACUCAUCGACAAAGUAUCUUACAAACAGAAAAAAUAUCUUGUUCCAUAAUUAUACAAAUAGGUUUGUUUAUUCAUCAGAAAAAUUCUAUAAUAAAUAAGAUAGACAUCGAGGCAAAUAAUAAAAAGCAAAUUCGACUAUUUCAUGUACGUAUUAACAUUCAAGAUAUUAAUGACAAUGCUCCAUAUUGGCAAGGACAUUUACAAAGAUUUCGUAUAACAUUCCUGGAUGGUGAUCCAGUCGGAUCACGUCGUAAUAUACCACCAGCAAUAGAUAAUGAUGCAGGAAUAAAUGGACUUAUUACUUAUGAACUUGGUCCUGUUAAUUCGUUUGAUAAAUCUCAUAUACCGUUUAGUUUAAUUGAGGAUUCAAUUGAUGGACUUCAUUUAUAUGUAACUAAACAGAUAGAUCGAGAAGAACAGUCAGAAUACAAAUUAAUAUUAAAAGCAACAGAUGGAUCGUUAUCAUCGUCUACCUUAUCAGCAUUAUCUAAUGAAUCAACAUUUAAACGAUUCACUUCAACUUUGUAUGUAGAUAUUUUUAUAGAAGAUGUUAAUGAUAAUACACCACAGUUUACUCAACCAAUAUUUACAACAUCCAUGCCAAUAGCUGAAACAACCCCAGUAGGGUCAACAGUUCUUUUAUUAAACGCUACCGAUUUAGAUUCAGGUAUAAAUGGCAUCUUUCAUUUUAGUUUUAGUAAAGAUCACUACUGGCAACCAGCCGAGAAAAUUGCUAGACAUUAUUUCGAUAUACGUCCAAAUGGUCAAAUUAUAGUUAAGCAACCAUUAAAUGUAGACAAACUUGAUCAAAUUAACAGUCAUAUUAAUCAUAAUAACAACAAAAUAGUUUUGCCUAAUGUAAGAGGUGCUUAUCAGUUGAAAGAUAUUGAUGAGAAUAUUAGUAAAGAUGCAAAUGUUCAAUUUCGCUUUCGAGCCGUUGUUGAAGACGAAGCAACAAGACCAUAUACACGCUCAAGUGAAGCAACUGUUAUUAUACUUGUUACAGAUGAGAAUGAUGAGCCACCCAUAAUUUCACUGCUUCCAAAUCCAGAACUAAUCAGUUCGAAUGCACUAGAUACUGUUACAACAUCGAAUUCGUUUAGCUACUUUUGGGUUUUUGAAAAUCAGCCUGUUGGUACUAUUGUAGCCACUGCACAAGCAUACGAUCCAGAUUUUGGUGGACAGGAUCAAGUUGAAUGCAACUUGAAAGAUUCAAAUUUUUCACUUAUACGACUCACUUCACAAGCUCAACCUGAAUUUGAUAGAAACACUGAAGUGAACUUAUUAACAGAGUAUCAUUUAAUUACAGCUAGAAUUUUAGAUCGUGAAAGUACUUCUCAUCAAGUGGUUACUAUUGUUUGCUCUGACAUGGUUGGACAUUACACAGAACGAAAUAUAACCAUUCGUAUCUUAGAUCAAAAUGAUAAUCGACCAAAAUUUUCACAUGAAAUACUAUAUUUACAAGUUGAUGAAAACGCUCCAUACGGUACUCAAGUGAGACAGCAAUCCCAAAAAGUUAACAAAGGUUAUUUUAAUAAUGUUCAUCAGACUGGAUCAUCACAAGGACUUUUAGCAACUGACUUAGAUAUUGGAAUUAAUUCUCAAAUGACACUUUUUCUUCUUGAAGAUGGAGUUAACUCAACUAAAUUCAAAAUUGACUCACAUACAGGUAUCAUAACUACAAUGGACAUGUUCGAUAGAGAAGUCAAAGAAAAAUAUACAUUAACUGCAUUAGCAGUUGAUCAUGGAAAUCCUCCACUCUCAGGCACGGCUACAGUGCAAAUAAUCAUCAAUGAUCUUAAUGAUAAUGAACCAGUUUUCUCGACCAAUAAUUAUACUUUUCAUUUACAAGAAAAUCAAGCACGUAGUACAAUAGUAGGUCAAGUUAAUGCGACAGAUAUUGAUUCAUCUGCGUAUGGUCCAUUGGAAUAUAGCUUUGCUAAUGAUCCAGAUUCAGUUAAUUUUACAAUUGAUAAAAUUACUGGUAUUAUUAGAAAUCGUCAACCACUGGAUCGUGAAGAAAAAUCUCAAUAUAUAUUUCGUGUUUUAGUUAAGGACACGAAAAUUAAAUCGUCAGAAUUUAGUAGUAUAAAUAAGCUCAACUCAAGGAGUAUACAGUAUACUGGUACAUCAACAGUUACGGUGAUUGUUGAUGAUGUCAACGAUAAUUGGCCAGUAUUUAUUAGCCCCAAUUCUACAGCAAACACUCUGGCCAUCGCUUUAGAUCAAAAGACAACCGGUUACAAACUAGCUUAUAUUCAAGCUGAAGAUAAAGAUGAAGGGAAUAAUGGUUUAAUUACUUACAAUAUUUUAACUGGAAAUAAUUAUGGAUUGUUUGGACUAGAUUCGACAAGCGGAUUGCUCUAUUUAUCAAAUCCUUUCAGUGAUAACAAUAAACUUAACGAUCAUAGCAAUGAAUUAUAUGAUUCAUCAAAUACCUCUAAUUUACCAACAAAGGAUGAAUUUGAUAGUCUUCUGCACAAAUCCAGUAUGCAUAUACUUACAUUAGAGGCAUGUGACCAAGGUAAAGAUCCAAAACCACGAUGUACAUUAUAUAACAAUUUAAAAAUCAUGAUACAAAAUAAUAAAGAAAAAGAUAUACACAAUUUAGAAAGUAAACAGUCUCAAUAUCAUUCACCGAAUCAAUUCAUAAAUGCUCCAGGAUUAACAUCAGCCGAAACAAUAGUAUCUUCAGCAUUCAAACAAAAUCACCCUAGUCAUAUUCAAAACAAUUUUAAUCCUAUUCAAGAAUUCAGCAACGAUAAUCUCUAUCAAAAAGGAACAGGUUUGACUUAUGGAAAUCUUUUGAUGAGUAAACAAAAUCACAGACUUAAUAGUUAUACAACCAAUGACAUAAUGGUUACUUGUCUAUCUAUUAUAUUCGCCUUGGUUCUCAUUGCGACUCUUAUACUUGUUUGUUUGGUUCGCAGAAGAAUAGUGUCGUUUAAAACUCAAACCAAGAAACCAGUAAAUCAAGUGAAGAAUGAACCUAUUCAUCAUUGGAGAAACCAAACUGUCUGUCCAAACUCAUCCAUAAAAAAUUAUAAUAUAGCUUCAUCGGGACAUGGUCAAUUAUUGAGUAGUAUAAAUGAAAAUUCUCCAAGCAUAAAUCAUAAUGCAGAAUUAUUAUUAUCAAAAUCAACUAUAAGCAAUAAAAAUAAUAAUAAUAAUAAUAAUAAUAAUAAUAGUCAUGAUAAUAAUUAUGAUGUCAAUUUUGUUAGUAUACAGAACUCACUAAAUAACUCAAUUAUUUCACCGGAUGAAUCUAGUUCACCAAGAAGUAUUUAUCAAUUUAUUACAUCAUCAUCAUCAUCAUCAGCAACUCACGUGACACAAACAACACCAACAGUAGCAAAAACAAUUACAACUGACUACAAGCAAUAUGGAUGUAAUACCCGAGAAAUAAAUUACAAAUUUAAUCAAUUGAAUUCUGUAGAAAAUAGAAAUGAUCACGAUAGAGCUAAUGUAUCAAUGAUGUUUCAAAAAGCAAAUGAAUAUAAUAACUCUAUGAAUAAAUUUGAUGAUUAUCAAACACUGGAUUAUUUGGGUUUAGUCAGUCCUACAAUAUUAAAUAAACAGUCAGUUUAUCAUAAAAAUCUUGGAUUAGUAACAUAUAGUCCACAUAUUAUGAAUAUGCCUAAAUUAAUAUCAUUACCAUCUGGAGGAUUAACAACAUUCAAUCAUCAAAAUGCAAUACAUACUGAAAAUAAACAAUUAUUUACAUCAAUUCAUUAUAAUCCUAGCUUGGAUAAUUCAUCAUAUCAGAUCACUCAUUUUCAUACUCAAUCACAGCCACAACCAAUGAGUAAUAGAUAUACAACAUUACCAACAUUUUCAAAUAAUAAUCAAACAAUUUGUGAUUUAAAUUCAACAUUUAUUCCUACUUGCAAUCAACAUCCUAACAACGUGACUAAUACUAAUAAAAAUAGUAACAUAAUGUUACCUUACCUAGUGAUGAGUACAAGUAACAUGAAUUUAAAUAAUAUACACUAUCCUAGUAAAACUGGUAAAUAUCCAACACAGUCACAUACAUACUAUGAUAUUAGACAAUCUGAUUUUAAGCCUAACAUACCAGUGAUGUAUAAAUCAAAAUCUCAACAAUUAUCAACUGCUAUUAAAUAUCAUAUACCAAAUAAUAAUAAAAUUAAAGAUGAUGGUUUUAUGGAAUCUUCAAAGAUUUGGAAAAAUGAAAAACAUUUCUCUCAUACAACAGAAAAUAUUGAUGAAGCUAGUAUUAAUAAUAUUAAUAAUAACUCUGUUGUAAGAACAGACUUUACAAGUUCGUGGAAUGAAACAGGUAUUUGGACACCUGAGGAAUCAAAUACACCGUUAGAGAAAUGGGUAAAAUUAUCGGAGCAAAACACUCAAAAUCAUAAUAACAACUCAUUUAAUAUCACUGUUCCAUCCACUAUGAAGAGUAACAAUACAAUUACUGCUACUAGUAAUACAAUCAUCGAUAUAACAAAUUCUGCUGAUAAAAACGUUAAAAAUAAUACCGAUAUGGUAUGUGAAAAUCAUUUUCCCCAUAUAGGAAGACAACCAAAACUGGCUGAUUCUGGAAAAUAUAUGUCAGCAGCUUUACGAGAAUCUAGUUUUGUAUAAAACACUAUUUUUCUCCCACAUAAAUUAACAUGAAUUGAAUCUAUAUACAAAUGUUCACUUAUAAAUUGUAUUACACCUUAAAGAAGAAGGGAAUGACGAACUAACUGGGUUUCUUUUCUCACAAAAUAAUCAAUUAUCUGUUAAUAUCUUAAAUAUUGUAAACUUUGUGGAUGAUAAUCUUUCAAAUGAACACCAAACAAUGUGCAGUUUUAAUUGUUGUUAUUGGUUUUUCUUUAUGUUUAUUAUUAAUAUACUUGGUCAUUGUAAAUAAUAAAUGAUGUUUAUAUAAAAAAUUUUAGUGACCAUUUCUCAAGCAAAGAUGGAUAGAAAUCGAGGACGCGCGCUUUGUUCUAUUUGGGACUCGUCAGCUGGAUGUACCUGCAUCCCAAAGUUGAUGUUCACUCCAAGACUCGGACCCAAAACCGUUCGCUUCAAAUGCCAUCGCGUUAUCUACUUAGCUACUGAGUUCUGAUAGCCACUUGCUUGUGCAAUGCGGUGAAUUUUAAAUUCAUUUGGUAUUUCGAUAAUGCAAUGAGAAGACUAAGUUUAUCAGAAUUGUGAUAUAUUAGAG